AGCGAGUUGCGAGAGCUAAGCGAAGAACAGCAAUGCAGAAACAGUACGUCUCCAGAGCGACGGACUUGACUUGCAUCCCGUUUGUGGCCAAUAUCUCCUUCGGGUUUGGGCGAGACGAAGGCGCUACGAGAACAUUGGCACAGGAAGAAAGGGAUGAUGGGUGGGGUCAAUGUUUGGUUCCAAGCAAGCAUUGCCCGAACAAGUAAUAGCUACGAGGACUAUUAAGAUGCGAUU
Messenger RNA from Neurospora tetrasperma FGSC 2508, 234 nucleotides. RefSeq lists its product as uncharacterized. NCBI's taxonomy places the organism in Eukaryota, Fungi, Ascomycota, Sordariomycetes, Sordariales, Sordariaceae. The record is from RefSeq and is a predicted model, not a curated record. The coding region runs from base 33 to 206 and encodes 57 amino acids. The transcript has a single exon.